ACCCUGGGGUGUGGGAGCGUGGCCCAGUCGGUGCUGAGCGGAGGAGCGUUGGGAGGCGCACACACGGCCGCCGUGGGCUUCGCCAUGGCCGUCACCAUUGCUAUCUACGUCUCUGGAGGCGUUUCCGGUGGCCACAUCAACCCAGCCGUCUCCUUUGCCAUGUGCAUCGCCGGGAAGAUGCCGUGGGCCAAGUUUCCCGUUUACGUGUUCAUGCAGUUUCUGGGUGCGUUCUUUGGAGCAGCCACUGUCUAUGGGAUCAACUACGAUGCACUGAUGACCUACACCGGCGGGAACUUCACCGUCACAGGGCCAACUCGCACUGCCCAUAUCUUUGCAACGUACCCGGAGGAAUACCUGUCUAUUACCAAUGGAUUUGCGGAUCAGGUGAUCUCGACUGCGUUUCUUCUCCUGGGUGUCUUUGCAAUCUUUGACUCAGAUAACCUGGGUGUCCCAAAGGGGCUGGAACCCAUCGCCGUGGGGCUGCUCAUCAUCUUGCUGACCUCUGCCAUGUCCAUGAACUGCGGCUGCGCCAUGAACCCCGCCAGAGACCUCAGUCCGCGCCUCUUCACGUUCCUGGCUGGAUGGGGGCCAGAGGUCUUCACGGCCGGCAACCACUGGUGGUGGGUCCCCAUCGUGGCCCCCAUGGUCGGGGGUGGCUUUGGGACAGCCGUCUACUUGCUGUUUAUCGAACUGCACCACUCCCGGCCAAAACCACCACAGAGCAUUGCCAACCACGACAAAUACGAACUCACCAGCAUGUAGGGGCGAGCGGCUGACUUCAAGUCCAGAACUGCGACCGGGGCCGAGGUCUGUUCCUUCUCGGUCCCCAUGUCACCGAGACGGUCGCUCAGAUUAACUCUGGCACUGAAGAGCCACGUGACGUUUGCAGCGUUCGUUCGUGCCCAUUUCUCAGGUUAUGUCACUGACAUGCUCACGCCGAUAAGGCACCACGCGCACCUCAUUUAUACGACUGUAUCGGGGCCUCCUGUUGUGCCGUGUUUUGCCAAUCCAUGCUAGUCCAUCAUCCGCAAAACUCCACACACAAGGAUGCAUCUAGACUGGUUGUGUGUGUGCGUGCGUGUGUGUUUCUUUAAUGUACACCUUGCAAAUGGGGAGGGGAAACGGACAGCCAACCGCUGACUCACAGAGCUCUGAACAAUAAACAGAAUGUCGGGUUC
This is a messenger RNA of Sphaerodactylus townsendi, 1178 nucleotides long. It is a transcript of the gene AQP9, whose product is annotated as aquaporin 9. Lineage: Eukaryota; Metazoa; Chordata; Lepidosauria; Squamata; Sphaerodactylidae. Gene Ontology annotation, biological process: water transport; glycerol transmembrane transport. The transcript has 5 exons. The record is from RefSeq and is a predicted model, not a curated record. The coding region runs from base 85 to 762 and encodes 225 amino acids. Gene Ontology annotation, molecular function: glycerol channel activity; water channel activity; urea transmembrane transporter activity. Gene Ontology annotation, cellular component: basolateral plasma membrane; plasma membrane.